Molecule: messenger RNA, 18329 nt
Organism: Pangasianodon hypophthalmus (striped catfish)
Lineage: Eukaryota; Metazoa; Chordata; Actinopteri; Siluriformes; Pangasiidae
Product: gastricsin
Exons: 9
Coding region: 5022-6155 (377 amino acids)
Biological process (GO): proteolysis
Molecular function (GO): aspartic-type endopeptidase activity
Source: RefSeq, a predicted model, not a curated record
GCUGCGCCCGGGGAGCAGUUUGGGGGUUCGGUGCCUUGCUCAAGGGUCUCACCUCAGUCGUGGUAUUGAGGGUGGGAGAGAGCACUGGUCAUUCACUCCCCCCACCUACAAUCCCUGCCGGACCCGAGACUCAAACCCACGACCUUCAGGUUCACCUUCGGGUUGCAAGUCCGAAGGUGAUGAGGGGGCAUUAGAGAAUCCAGUAGGCCACGACUGCCCCUCAUCAGAAAAAAACUUCCGUCUUGCCAUCCUACCCCGUAGCCCAGAAAUGACGAAUUCGGGAGGUUGUUGUCACAUGUAGGGAGCAAAAAGUACUUGCCAGAAAUAGCUGCAAUUCUUUUAAUGCUGCUGUAGACCUCUUGGCAGCCUCCCUCUCAGAUUUCUCCUGGUGUUCUCAUCAAUUUUAGAGGGACGUCCUGUUCCUGUAAUGUCACUGUUGUGCCAUAUUUUCUCCACUUGUUGAUUACUGUCUUUACAGUGUUCCAUGGUAUAUCCAAUGCCUAAAAAAAUUUUUGUAACCCUCUCCUUAUUGAUACUUUUUAGCAAUGAGAUUCCGUAACUGCUUUAUAAGCUCUUUUCAGCCCAUGGCUUUUCCAGUUGGAUGUUACCAAGAUGAUCUAAUGAAAAUCCUAUAGAAACAGCUGUACUUUAUUUGGGGUUAAGAAAUAAUUUAAUUGAUGGCAGGUGUAUACUAAUUAGUAUUUAACAUUAGUUUGAAUGUGAUUGGUUGAUUGUGAACACUGCCACUUUCCCAGUUAUAAAAAGGUGUGCACACUUAUGCAAGCUGGGUAUUUUUAAGUUUUUUUGUUUUUCUUUUUUUCUCUGAAAACAUUUCUGGUUGUUCAUCACUUGCAUGCUGCAAUUUCACAAUAAGGUUAAAAAUGUUCUGGUUUAACAUGGUUUAACUUAGUUCCAUUCUUUUACAUCACAAAAACCUGCCAUUUCAAUGAAUAGGGGUGUGUAGACUUUUUAUGUGCACUUUAAUGCACCAGUAUUUUUAACUUGUCAUACUUACUAGCUGAUUUGAAGUACUAAUUAUACAAUAAAAAAUUUUGUUUUGAACAGAUUGAGUAGUUAGGUCUUUCUCACAUUUCUACUCCAUUCACCUUGAUCACUGAUUAUUCUAUGUCAAAAUUCAUUACCUUCCCAUCUGGAAGCACAACAUAAAAAACCCCAGAGGAACAUUGUCUUUGGCAAAACUGUAGAAUAAUGAGGCACAAGUGGUUUCCCAUAUGAUUUUUCAGGAUAUUGUGAAUAAGUUGUUCUUUACAUAUUGCAACUGAAUACAUCUAGGAAGGUGUAUUUAGUAUUCAGUACUGAACCAUCAAUAUUAUUCAGCCCAACCCUGUUCAGUAACUACGGUUAAAUGAAUAGGAAAGGUAUGUAGAAAGUCAGUACCCACAAACAUGUCCUGAGAGUUUAAAGCUAUUUAAAGCAAAUAAUGCUUCUAGUCUAAGAAUUUAGGAACUUUUUCAAUAGGUUUCAUUUCUCUUGGAAUGUCUGGAACUCAGUUCACCAUGUGAGAAUAAUGAGGGUGCUUUCAGAGUGAAACUGUUGAUUAUCUGAAAGAUAAGAUCUUUGCUAAUCUAAAAAUCUGAAAAUCAAGAGGUGAGACAUUGCUCUUCUUUAAACACUUUUGCCAUGAUUAGAUGAAAUAAGAGGAUUUCCGCAACAUUAACUAAAGUCAACUUGAUAUAGCCAAUGACUUGGUUACUGUAUCAGCUAUUGAUUUGCCUUUAUUACAACAAUACCUCCAUCUUGUGGCCAGAGACCUUAGGCCUUUAGUCUUCUAGCUGUUUACACAGCACUACACAUAUACUGCACAUGCAUCCAAGUAAAGCCAAACUCUCAGCAAUAUGCAAUUUUAAGGAAAGAUCUAUACAGAUGUGAGGAAAAAUACAGAUAUUAUCAGAUUACAAAUGACAGUAAUGUUAUACAUGAGCUUUAUUUGUGAGUGUCAGUCAUAAUAUCAGCUUCACCUCAUCCUACUAGUAAAUUCUUCAUCUGAAAGCAUAUUAUUUGGUAAUUGUAAUUAGGAAGGUGCUGGAAUCUAGAUCUAGAUCUGUCAUCUGGUCCUGGAGGUUUAAGGGGUUAAUAGCAUGAAGAAGUGAAAGACUGGAAUUAGGAAUUCAACCUUUAGUCUUCUUUCCCACAGAUUACUGAUUGGUAUUCAUCACCCAAUCUGUUUAAGCUAUGUAUACACACCAAAGCUGUCUGCAUAUUCAUGAGUCCUCAGACAAAGUUAGAGAGAACAGUGAACGUCAAAAGUCAAAAACCCCCACACUUCUUUCUCAGAAAGUCAUGUUUGUGCAGACAUGUGAAAGGCUCUAUCAAAAUAGCCUACUUUAUCGCUUUUCCUCCACUUUGUGCUGAGUUAAACUUGGUGCUAUGAACGCUAAGAGAAGCAGUCAAGCAGACAGGGUGGUGUGAACUCUGUGUGUGUGUGUGUGUGUGUGUGUGUGUGUGUGGAGUCAGUGACUUUACUGUGAUCAGAAAAACAUCUAACCAGCUGCUUUCACCACCUGUCAUUCAGACACUCCCAACAUCAGAUUUCACAGCAUAGCCACACACACACACACACACACACACACACACAAACACACAUGUUCACAUACACACUUUUGCUCUGACUGAGAUGCAUGCCAAAGAGAAAUAUUUUAGUUGUAGAACUAUAUGUAGUAGAAAAUGUCAAAUCCGUCACACAUAUUAUCAAACUUCUCCAACUAAAAGGAAAUGAUCUACUAGGGUCAUUUUACACAUUUACACUUUUGCAAUAGUAGAAUUUUAUGCACAGCCUAGCUUUCAGUUCCAGCAUCAUUAAAGUGCUAAUCUCAGGAGAGUUUUUGGCAUUCAUGUCAUGAUUGAUAUGAGUUGAUGGUCAGUGUUAUUCAAAGAAAUAAAGCCUACUUGCUGGUGUAGCUAUUGGAAUUUAAAUUUCAUUUCUCAGAAGAAAGACUGCACAGAUGUUUGCAAUUUUUUAAAUUAAGGGUCUAAGUUAUAUUUUGCCACAGAUAUUAAGUCACCAAGUGCAGAUGUUAAAACAAAGACCAGAUCUGAAAUCUCUUGAAGUUGCUUUUACGGAGUAAGUUAGGCAUAACCUUUUGAUGUUUUGCAUUACCAUGUUGGAAAAACAAAAGGGAUAAAGUUCUGUAAAGUCAUCUAAAGUCUUCUAAAGUUCACCCAUAAUAAUGUAGUUAUGAAGCCAAAAACCAAAAUAUCUCAGGUUAUCAGACAGAACUUAGUGCAAAGCGUUGUAUACCCUCAGGACUAUAUGAAUACAAAGAAAUGUAUGUUUCCCUUUCCCAAUGUGACAUAAUUAUUCCCUAAUAACCUGGAGACCCAGCCUUCACAUUAUAAUUGUGUCUCCAAUCUGCUUGGUAUCCUCAGAACAGCUUUUGGAUCCUCUCAGUCGAAAAUUACAUGAUUUGUCUGUUCUAACUCCAUGUCAGGUUACUAGCCAAUCCUUGUAAAUUCUUCUUGACAUACCCGUUAUAACUCUGCCAGAUGUCAUGCAUUGCCUUCUUUGACUUCUUUCUUUUGGUUCUUUUCAGUUGUUUUUAUCUGCUGAGUUUCUGCUGUUUUUUUUUUCUUUUUCUGCUGAUGUUGCUUUAUGCUUUGGAUUACUGUCUUGUUACAGUAUACACACAUUUAAUUUCAUUUUGUUUAUUUUUAAUUUUUUUUAUGCAUAGAUACUGGGAUUAAAUGUUCUGCACUUAACUGAGUGUCUUUAAAUUACAAAUAUAGGGGCUUUAUUCAGAGUUGGCAAAAGUUAUGUCAAUAUUUACACACGGAAAGUUUUGCAUACUCUGAGAUGGGCUACCCACAUGCUUAAGAUCAUUUUAUGGGCUCCUAAUUCAGAUUAUGCAAAAUACCUAUGCAAAAUACUUCACACCAGAUUAUUCUCCAAUAUGCCUUCCAUCCUUAUUACUCUGCAUCUUAUAAAAUAGCACUUGAUCCAGCAUAUCCGAUUAAUUUGCAUUUUUAUACUGCAAAAACAGAUACCUGUGCAUACAAAUUAAUGAAGCCCCAAGAUAAUAAAUCAAGGUCAUGAAAUCUUUAUCGUGCUUUUUUCACUAUUUUGAGUUGUAGAAUUAAUGUAACCAUGCCAUUGUUUUUUUUUUAUUUGAUAUUUUGAUUUUUAUAAAGAAAAGUGCCCAAAGAGAAACUGACCAAGCACCCAUCUGCUAUGCUUAUAUCUCACUUUAAGUUAAAUUAAUAUUAUUAAUUACUAUGAAUUAAUAAUGUCAUAUUUAUGUAUUUAAUAUUGGCUUUGAUUGGAAUUCCUUUUUUACUGUAUUUACAUCCCAAAGCAUACAUUUCAGUAUGAUAUUGUGGUGACACAAAACUGUAUGACAGUGGCACCAGACUCUCAAUCCAAUAUCUUGCAAGAAACUGCACUUAAGUUCAAUUUAGAAUUGCACAUAACUGAGCCAUGCUUUUGUUACUCUGCAUGUGUAACACUCAUUCAACUUCUGAAUGGGCCUUAGGUCCAGAGCAUGUCUGAGGUCUGAAUACUGUUGUGCGCAAUUUGAGUAUAAAAUCUUCACUAUGCACGCAUCACUCAACUCUGACUAUGCCCCUAGGAAAAUAAACUCAGACUGUGUGUUUGUUUUGCCAAAACUCCAAGGACAUAGUAAGUCUGAACUGUAAAUGACAUUAAUUGGCAUCAAACAUAAAGGUAAUCUUUAAGAUAAUAAUUCCCACUGACUGUUGCAUUUUUAAGACAUUUGAGAUUGUCUUUAACAUGCAUUAUCAGCUUCCAUUAUAUACCAACAUACAAUUAUAUAAAAUCAGUUUACAUAAUCUUAGAUAAAAACAAUCUAUCAGAUAAAAACAACAUCAUAUCUGGGUACAACAUACUCAAAUCUGUUUGAAAAGCCCAAUUACUACAGUAAUGCUUUUUUGGUUUAAAUCAUAAAGUGCUCAUGUGGGUCAUUGCUAUUGGAUAAGGUCAGGCUAUAAAUAUGCUCAAUUCAGGUGGCUGUUGUGUGUGUGUGUGAGGGAAAGAAAUCUGUGGAGGCAUGAUGAGGUGUCUGAUACUCGGUCUGCUCUGUCUGGCUCUUACUGAGGGACUCGUCAGAGUUCCUCUUGUUAAAAAGAAGACCAUAAUGAAGGAAAGGGGUCUCCUCAAAGAAAUGUUGAAGUACUCACAGUACAGCUCUCAGCAAGGUUACACUGAGAGCCUGAUCAACCAAUAUGAUAUGGCUUAUUUUGGAAAAGUUGGUAUUGGAAGCCCUCCACAGUACUUCUACCUCCACUUUGACACCGGCUCCAGCACUCUGUGGGUCAAUUCUGUCUACUGCAACAGUGAUGCCUGCAAUAGUCAUCCUCUCUUCAACCCAAGCAAGUCUUCCACAUUCACCAGCAAUCAGCAACCAUUUUCAAUCCAGUAUGGAACAGGCAGUGUCCAGGGGUUCCUUGGCUACGACACCAUCACAAUGGGUCAGCUGUCUGUCACAAACCAGAAGAUUGGUUUAAGCACUUCAGAGCCUGGUGAUCAUUUUGCAAGGCCUCUGCAUGAUGGACUCAUGGGUCUGGCCUUCAGGCCUCCUAAUUACCAGACCAUUGUGGACACCAUGAUCCAAGAGGGUGUUAUUGAGGAGCCGAUCUUUGCUUUUUACUUAAGCAGUGACUCUGAGAGUGGAAGUGAGGUCGUGUUUGGUGGAGUUGAUCCCUCCCAUUACCAAGGUCAGAUCAACUGGGUUCCUGUACAACAAAACAGCCACUGGCAACUGGUCUUUGAAGGUUUUGAGGUGAAUCACCAGUCAACAGGAUGGUGUGAAUCUGGAUGUACUGCUAUUACAGACACAGGAACAUCACUGCUGCUGUGCCCACCACAGUAUGUAGACACUCUCCAUCAAAUGCUGGGAGCCCAACAGGACAGCAAUGGCAAUUAUGUGUUCGACUGUAAUGCAGUGAGCAGCCUUCCCCCACUGACGUUCAUUAUGAAUGGAGCUCACCUGCAUUUGCCGGGUACUGCAUAUGUGCUUCAGGAAGAAGAUUCUAACUCAAACUGUCUGAGUGGCAUUGGGUCAUCACAUGAGGAGUACAGAAAUGGUUAUCCUUACUGGAUCCUGGGUGAUGUCUUCCUCAGGCAAUUCUACUCUGUGUUUGACCAAGGAAAUGCUAGAGUGGGAUUCGCUAACUUAGCAUAGAGUUAUCCAACACACUCUAUAGCAUCAUGAAGUCAUAAUGAUUUCACAAUUAAAAAAAAAAGAAUAAACUCAUCUGUGGUUAAAUGUCUAAGACAUGGUCUUUGUCUUUUAAUUUAUUACAAAAACAAUUCCACGUUUUGGCCAACUAUGUGAAAACCUUUUUUUUUUUUUUUUACUUUGCAUCGUUUAAUCUGUUUUAACUCUGCAAACAGGUUUCACAAAAGUGUAUCAGGUUUAAGAUAGCAGUAGAAGGGGCAAUUUGAACAAUGGAUGAGUAGUGCAGUUUUACUUUUUCAACUAAAAUGUAAUGUAUGCUUCCUCUAAAUCAUGUCACAUUUUAAGGUUUUUAAGAUUUUUAAGGUGUGCUUAUUUUUAUCAAACAGAACAUUAUAUUUAUGGCAGUAUAGGACCUACUUCUCCUUCCACCAUGUCUACAGAUCCUUUAUCCAAAGCUUUAUCCAAAGCAUGACAAAAGAUAAGCCAUAAACAGAGCUGAAAGGAAGUAGUACUACAGUAACUUGUAUAAUAUGCUAAGACAUAUUAUAGCAGUAGCUCAUACUGCAGGCUAAAUGAGGCAGAUUUACUGGCAAUUUGUUCGGGCGUCUUAGACUAAACAAUCAAAUUCUUCAAAAUGCCACAUGAAACCUCAUUCAGACCAACAUCAGAAUAAAAUAUCUUAAUAGAAGCAUGAGGAAAUAAUGAUGAAUGAAAGACACCUGUGGAAAGAAUACAGCUUCCUAGUAUUUUACCAGUUUAUUGAAUGGUGUUGAUCCUCAAAGCUGUUUAAACUAUGUAUACACACCACUGCAGUCUGAAUAUUCAGACAACAUGACAGUCUAUCAGCCAGGCAGGUGACUGAGGUGGUCAGAGGGUGUGUGUGUGUGUGUCAGUCUGUGACUACUGUGAUCAUACACUGACCCUGGAACAGCAUCUAAACUGCUGCUUUCACCACCUGUGUCUCUGUCACUCCACACAUCAGCCUGCACACUCUGCACACUUACUGAUGCACAACAACCUCUCCUACAUUUAGCUCACCACUCUUGGGUCAUUCCCAAGAGAGAGCAUCAAAGGUCUAAUCUCAGGACUGUUUUUCUCUUUUAUUUCUCAACACAUUAAAUUACAUUCUCAGUACAGCUCAUCUUAGAUCAUCCUGAGAUUUUAGAUCAUAACAAUCCUGAGGCGGUAACUGUCUAUACACGAGUUGGGAGACACAAAGAAAGUAUGCCAUAUAUUGUAAAUACCUCAGGGUGAUCUUAUUAAACCAUAUCUUUGUGAAUUCAUUCCAUGGCAGAAAGACAAGAUACACAAUGUCUAAAAAACUGGCUUUGUAGGCAGAGCCAGGACAAGCUGAAAUUCCUCAAAGGCUCCUGUAAAAAGAGAAAAAGAGACAGGGGAGGGACAUCACUUGGAUGUUUUGACGUUCUGGGGAAGCAUGUUGGAACGACAAAAGACGGAAUGUAGUUUUUCAGUUCUUCGUUUAGUUUGCUUCAUCCUGAGAGGUCAUUCAUGUCUUGUUUGGCCUGUAGCAUGCAGCCGUGGCAUAGCCAGACCUCACACAAACACAUUCCUGGUACUGGGUGUGUUUGAGGACAAAAAUACAUGAUGAAAACUCUUUCCCUGCUCCCAAAGAAACUCUACCAGUUUACCCUCAGGAAGUCUGAAAGCAGCGUAUUUUAAAGAAUUGUUCAUUUCUUACUUUGGGACGUGCUGUUAGCGGAAAAUAAUCAAGGAUGGGGUGAUGUGUCUGGCUAUUAUCAUCUGGAACUUGAUUAUUUUCCAUUAGCAGAACAACUUGAAAAGUUUUAUUCCUCUUAUACCACAGUAAUUUGCUGAUUACGAUGUUUACUGUAUUAAUGAAUGACACUUUGUACUUUUUAAUCAUUUACUGUUACGUUUAAUUCUGUGGAACAUCCACAAAACAAGUUGGUUUAACUUAUGUUAUAGCAGCUAUAAACAGUCAUACCAUUAACGAGCUCUCUUUUUUCUCUCUUUUAAAGUCAGUAAAAGAAAAAAAUGCAACUGUCGUGUUACAGAGAGACCAGAAAACUUUCCUAUGAUGGAAAACUUACUGAUACUGGAGACCCCAUCCAUAAAUGAUAAAUAAACAUCUCCUUACAGGAAGCUUUACCAUAUCAAAAAUUAUGGGUUUUUGCUUUGUUAAAUUACAUGUCUUAAUUUGUUUAUUAUUAGUCUUGGUUUAUGUGGAGGAUCUGUCAUACAAGUCAGUGUGAAUCAGUUGUUACCUCUGAAAAGAUAACAUAUUAGAACCAGUGCAUUAAUGUAAAUCUAUGAUUUGAAUUACAGCCAGCACUAAUGUCAGAGUUGCUGUUAUUCAGUAGAAAAUGAACACCACCUGACCAAUCAAAAUUGGGAAUAGCUCUGUGCUUUAAAACUGUAAUAAUGUUGCGUAUUUUGGUGUUUCAUUUGAUCUGGGAAUUCUGAUUCUGCUCAUAAAGGCAGUGCUAAUUAGACAUUUGAUUUGGCCACGUUGAUUUGGCCCUCCAUGGCUGGACACUGAUUUAAAGCAGGGUCUCUUCUCAGGCAUGUGGUCAGGCUCAGUAGAUUCAGAUAUUACAGACAUGCAGUAUAACUGAUAUUCCACACCCAAGUGCCAGCUGCAUUGCUGAUUAAAGCGCAACUGUCCUUUGCCUGGCAGAUCAUUAUAACCAAUUGUUGCCAAGGACAAGCUUAUUAUAACCAAACACAAUCAUAUGUGUACUUAAUAUGAAAAAGCACCAAGCAUCAACAUAUUUGGAAUUGCUACUAGCCAAGGAAAGUGCCUUUCUACUCACUCACUCAGGAGAUGUUUGAAGGUAACAUUCAAGGAACUAAACACUGGCACUGGCAUUAAGAUGGCAAAGCCAAAUGAUUGUGGUAGUGAUAUACUUGUUAAAGUGCCUAAUAUAGUAUCAACCAGAUAUUAAGUUUUCUUGGCCAAGCAACAUGGAAUAGAUUAUCAGCUUAUCAAUUAUUUGACAUAUAAAAUUUGUUGGAUUUGUUGGAUCUACUUAAAUCAAUAAGAUUUGAAUAGGGUCAUUGUGGUUAUACAAAGUCACUUCAGGUGGAUAUAAAUAUUUCUGUUUUAGGUUUCUGUUGUGAGUGUGAGGAACAGAGGUGUGUGGAGGCAUGAUGAGGUGUCUGAUCCUCAGUCUGCUCUAUUUGGCUCUCACAGAAGGACUCAUCAGUUAAGAGAAAAAGAGGCUUUGUUGAAAAGAGCCAUUAUGAUCUCAUUAAGGAUGUACUGAAGUAUGCAUAGUACAGUGAGAGACACAGAGAACGUUUACACAGAAGACCUGGUCAACCAACUGAAUGUAUGAUUAAUAAUUACUGAAAAUGGUGUCCUUUUCUCAAUCUUAAAAUGGUAGCGUUUGGGACAAAUAUUUCAUUUGUCUCAUUUUUUAUAAUCCAAUCUCAUUUUUUUAAUGAAUUUAACAGUGCUCAUAAAGCUGCCCAGGUGUCUGGCUGUUUUUCUUAACAACAUGCACCUGCACAUUUAAUACAGGAUUAAGUGACACUCCACCUGACCUACAUACUUCAAGUCUCAGAAGUGUGUGUGUGGUCUUCCAUCAGCUCAUGAUUCCUAUCACUGUCAUUCACAGCUGGCCUACUUCGGAAUGAUUAGUGUAGGAACCCCGCUGCAGUACUUCUAUGUCCACUUUGACACCAUGCUCCAGCACUUUCUGGGUCAACUACGACUCUGUCUACUACAAGAAUAGAGCCUCCUGUGAGUAACAUAAAGCAGCAACGAUGAUAGUUAUUUGAAAAAUUCUGGAGAACCAUGCAACGAGAAAUCUGACCAUGCAACAGAAAAACUUUUAAGAACAAUGCAUCACUUUGUUCUCUUGUAUAAACUAGGAUUAAAAGUACAGUUGGAGGCACUAAAUAAAUUACACUGUGUUAUGUAGUGAAUGUAAAGUAUGUCUUGGAGUUGAAUGGCAUUUAGGCAACAUGUCUACCAAAGACAGCCAGUCUUCGUAUGAUUAAUACCUCCAGUUCAAGUUACACAUGUAUAGUGUGACUCUAUAUACUGGGAUCUGGAUAACAAUAUAAUAAGUGCUUUAGUUACACAUAACACACUUGUGCAUUCCCAUAGAAUUUUACUGAUCUAAAUUUAGUCUCAAACUAGCAAAGCAUCUGCUAUACACUGUAGAGCACUUUAUUAGCAACAAUACACUAAUACUGGGUAGGGCCUCUCUCAAAACAGUCUCAAUUCUUCGUGGCAUGGAUUCCACAAGAUGUUGGAAACAUUCCUUUGAGAUUUGGGUCCAUGUUGACAUGAAUGAGAUUUUUCAGGCACACUUUCAAGCUGCGAAUCUCUUGUUCUACCACAUCCCAAAGGUGUUCUAUUGGAUUCAGAUCCACUGACUGGGAAGGCCACUGAAGAACACUGAACUCAUUGUCAUGUCCAUAAAACCAGUUUGAGAUGACUUUUGCUUUGUGACAUAAUGCAUUCAUGCUGGAAGUAGCCACUGGAAGAUGGAUAAAUUGUGGCCAUUAAGGGAUGCACAUUGUCAGCAACAAUACUCAAAUAGGCUGUGGAAUUCAAGCGACGAUUGAUUGGUAUUAACGGGCCCAAAGUGUGCCGAGGAUACAUUCCUCACACCAUUACACCACCUUCACCAGGCUGGACUGUUGACACAAGGCAGGUUGGGUCCAUGGAUUCGUGCUGUUGGCACAAAAUUCUGACCCUCCCAUUUGUGUGCCUCAGUAGAAACCAAGAUUCAUCAGACCAGGCUUCGUUUUUCCAGUCUUCAACUGCCCAGUUUUGGUGAGCCUCUGCCCACUGUGGCCUCAGCUUUCUGUUCUUGGCUUACAGAAGUGGAACCCGACAUAGUCUUCUGCUGUUCUAGCCCAUCCACCUCAAAGUUCAAUGUGUUGUGCAUUCUGAGAUGCUUUUCUGCUCACCACAAUUGUACAGAGUGGUUAUCUGAGUUGCUGUAGCCUUUCUGUCAGCUCGAACCAGUCUGGCCACUCUCCAUUGACCUCUCUCAUCAACAAGGUGUUUCCUACUGCAGAACUGCCACUCACUGGAUGUGUUUUCUUUAUUACACCAUUCUGAGAAAACUCUAGAGACUGUUGUGUGUGAAAAUCCCAGGAGAUCAGUAGUUAUAGAAAUACUCAAACCAGCCCACCUGGCACCAACAUGCCACAGUUAAAAUCACUGAGAUCACAUUUUUUCCUCAUUCUGAUGGUUGAUGUGAAAAUUACCUGAAGCUGCUGGCCUGUAUCUGCAUGAUUUUAUGCAUUGCACUGCUGCCACAUGAUUGGCCAACUAUAUAAUUUUAUGAAUGUGUAGGUGUGCAGGUGUUCCUAAUAAAGUGAUCUGUGAGUGUAUAUUACAGAUUUAGCUGGCCACAAGGUUCCAUGUAUACUCUGGGUUUAAUGCAACACCCCUAUCAGUAUCUCUCUUUAGUCCUCCAAAUAUCCAUAUCUGUAUCUAUAUGUGUUUUUGUAUUUAAACCUGAAGUGGGAAUGGCCUAAAUAGGAUUUAUUAUUAUUAUUAUUAUUAUUAUUAAAUAUGAACCUACCACUAGAAAUUCCCAUUUAUACCACUGGAAAAUACUGGGAAAAACCUCAGAGGUAGAAAUGCCAGAACUUCUCACAUGAUGUGUGAAUUCUGGCUAUGACAGUUCCUCAACCUCAGCCACAUCACUCAUGUUCAUAGUUGGUUCUCAACUAGCAUGCCCAUAGGCUGGUGUGAGGAGGGCUGUUCUGCUAUAGUGGAUACUGGAAUGUCCAUGCUGGAAUGCUUAACGCAAUAUGUCAACUCUCUCAACACAAUGCUAGGAGCCCACAAAGACCAAAAUGUAAAUUUAAAUCAGUGUUGAUUAACUGAGUCAACUAGAUCAGCCUCUUUAUUAGCUGAUAAAUGUUAUACUUCACUUCCCUGCACUAUGAUUUUAGUAUGAGUUUGUAUGUAGUGAGGUGAGCAGCCUUCCCACACUGACAUUUGUCAUGAAAGGAGCUCACCUGCACCUGCCAGCCUCUGCAUGCGUGCUUCAGGUAUGUGUGAAGGACAGUAAACUCCUCUUUGUUCCUUAUACAAUAGCAGUUAAUCACUAAUAGACAACUGAUAUUGCUGAAAUCAGCGUGUCAGUAAUAUCACAUGUAUGACAAAUGUCCUUUUUCUGAUCAUACAGAAACAUUUCAGCUGGUCUCACUGCCAAAGUGGGAUCGAAGCAUCUCAUGAAAAGUACAGAAAUGGUCAUCCUUAUUAGAUCUUGGGUGAUGUUUUCCUCAAGAACUUCUACUCUGUGUUUGAUCAGGGGAGGGCUAGAGUGGCCUUUGUCACUUUGGCUUAAAAGAACGAUACAAGCAUUAAAUAAUAACCCAUAUCACCCGUCAGAAUAAUCCCAUUAGGAAAACAUGCUGUUUACACUCUACAUAAAUCUAAAACCAUCAAUAAGAAUACAUAGCUAAUCAGGUCAGUGCCGAAAUGACAAAAUGUCUUGUUAGAAUUAUUCACAAAAAUCAUCAGUUAAAAGUAUAUAAAAAAUAUAGAAAAUAUUAUAGCAAAAAGUUUUGAAAAAUAUUAAAUUAAUUAAAAACUUAGCAUAUCUUCUGUCUGCCUUGUGUCUCCCUCACUCCCUCAGGCUACACUUUCACUAUAUUGAAUUUUAUCUGACUAUUGAACGUUAAUGGUAUCCUUGUUGUCUGACAAAAUGACUCAAGCUGCAGUACCAUUAAACUGCUGCCUCCUUGCCACCUGACAGCACAAGAGUCCCUGGUUUGAUCCUGAACUGCCUUGCAAAAACAUGCUGGUAGGUGCAAUGGUGAGUGCAAAUUGCCCCUAGUGUGAUUGUAUGUGCAUGGUGCCCUGCAAUGGGUCCAUCCAGGGUGUAUUCACAACUCAUGACUCGCUGCGUUCCCGGUAUAGGCUCCAGAUCCACUGCAGCGCUGACCAGGAUAAAGUAAUUACUGAAGAUGAGUGAAUGAAUAUAAUUUAUAUAAUUUAGAAUUUGCUAAAAUUAUACUUUUAUUUAGAGGUAAUGAUAACAUUAUUAAUAAGAAUUAUUAACUGAAAGACAGAAAUUCAAGACUAAAACACACGCAUCUGAUCUUGUCAAUUUACCUACAAGAAUUUAUGUAACACCAAAAAGAGUUUAAACACAGCAUAUGCUUCACCUUACAAGAAGUUUAUGAAUAUAUACAUUUUAAAAUUGGUACUGUUAAUAAACAUAUAGUUUCUGAUUGCAUAAGGAGUUUUUCUCUUAUUUCUCAUAUGUGGUUGAUAAUUGCCUUUAUUAGUCAUCCCUUCAUUAUAAAAAUAAUAACUACAGAGUUUGGAACAAUAACUAAACUUAUACUUUUAUGCAGUAUGCUUGUAAAAUGAAACCCUGAUUGCAGAAAAUUUAGCUGUAAAUUUGUAAAUAAAUGAACUGAAGUUCUUGACCUGUAUCUGCAUAAUUUUAUGCAUUGUGCUGCUGCCACAUAAUUGGCAGAUUAGAUACUUGCAUGAAUGUGCAAGUGUACAGGUGUUCCUAAUAAAGUAGAUGGUGAGUGUAUGUAUGUAUGUAUGUAUGUAUACACACUAGACACAUUCAGCCUGCUGAAACCUAUAAAAGCAUACAGAAAGUCCCAGAGUUGUAAGCCAGGCGAUUGAUGUCUGCAUUGCAUUACCUUGCAUUACCUUAAUUCUUAGACUUUUCUCACAGUCCUCUGAGACCUGUUACUUCAACAAAAAUGUCUAAAAAAUUCAUUUUCCCCAGAAUUUAGAUAUGUGCAAGGCAAUCCUUUCACAAACAGUAUGAUCGAGUUGGAAAAAACUGAUCUGUCUCAGCUUGUUACAACAUUUGGUGUUAAAUGGAAAGGAAAAAAAAAAAGUUAGGGGCUUUCUUCCUGUGUGUAUUCAGAGUAAAUGCAGCAUGUCAAAGAGGGGAUUUAUUACCACCCCGAAGAAAGAAAACUUCUCACAAACAUGAAAACGCUGAUGUCUGACAUGGACAGCGCAAUCUGGCCAUGCUUUUCUGUACCACUAAUUACUCUUCCUUUCCUCUGAGAAAUGCCACUAGAGACAGAUGAUCAGAAACAAAAACAAAGCAAUGUAUCAGUCAAAAUGUGAUUCACCCUAUGAGGCUUCUGCUCCCUGUCCAUCUCUGUGAUGAGCUUGGAGAAGUGACAAAGACAGAAGAACGAGUCUUCAUAGGAGUUUCUGGUUGCCAAGUGCAAAAGAGACAAUUCCUUUGCCAAGUAUUAUUAAACAGACAAAAAAAUCCCCCAGUAGAAAAGUGUCAACAGAAAGGCAACAUAAAGGCCACAUUCAUCAGAGCACAAAGGCACAGAGCUGGACGGAAGCAGCUGAAGUGAGCAUAUUAUGUCCAUCCUAUGCUCAUGAAACAGACUAAAGCCAAAGGUGUUUAAGUCGACCAGCCCUUGUUCUCUUACAUAAAGAAUGCACACAACCGGAACUCUGGGAAAAAUACAGUGGCCCUCAUGCUUAAUCUGUCAUGCACACUGUGAUUUCAUCCUCAAAGCCCAGCCCGCUGAAUUAAAGUAGCAUUAAGUGACUGCAGUAAUGUCUUUUGUACCCCAUUAUCUUCUGUUGACAGAGGCUUUGUGAAAGGGGUUCUGCAUCAGUGGCUCUGCAAUGUCGUGAAAGCAAACCACUGAAAGGCCUAUCCCAUUCAGGAACUGCUGCCUUAGACAUUCCGUUGCACAACCAUCCCAAAACUGAGCAUGGUAGGUCAUUCUUGUCUUUUUUUGGUGAAAGAAAGCAAGUAUGUUAAUCCAUAACUCAAAUUUCAACACCACUUUAAAUAUCAGAUAAUCAUGACAGUUGCCAGCCUAUAAUCUUCUGUUACUCAAGUCAAGAGCUGUCGAUGGUGAGUUGGGAAAAUUAGAUCUACUGUCUGACUUGGGUCACUGUAAAGUCAGAAACCUGAUGCGCACAGUUUUUUUGUGCUGUUGCUCAUGCUACUUACUGCAGUCUCUGAGCAGCUUAAACCUCACUCUGUAAUAUGUAACUGUAGGCAAGAAUCUUUCCUGCUUCUCCUCUGAAAGGCAGCGAGGGCUUAUAGGAUUUAACAGAUGAGUUAAUGAAAGAGUAUCUCAUGUCUAUUCUACUGCAACUUCUUUUUUUAUUCCAAAAUGGACAAAUGGUGACACACAGAGGAUUUGAAUUUCUUUUUACAAUAGAGCUUGAAUGAACUCUAGAAGGAAGUAAGACAAACUUGGAACUGAAGAAAGAGACUUUAGCAAAGCAGGUACAGAAGACAUUUAGAUCAACCUUACAACACAAACAGACUCUUGUUUUGUCUUCUUUUGAAUCCCAAAAGCCAUGAGCAGACAUUUCUCCUAAGCUCCAUAUCACAUUCUGUGUAUCUUCUCCUCUUUGCUCUCUGUCUAAAUGACUAGCUACAUGUAUUUUGGGUCAAAUGUCCAAACAACAAAUCUGUUCCAAUAUCAAAUGUCUUCUAGUUUACUCAUGUUCUCACUGAGUUGCCCCACUUUUGAUGGCCAUAUUCAUGGGGCAAACUAAUAAAAAAAACAGCCCUAUUCAGCCUCUGAAUACUUCACAAAAGCACAAAGGCAUUUGUCAUAGAUAUGAUACAUUCUUUUACUUAUCUGGACAACUAAAAUGAUUUGGGAUUUCAAACAAAGACAAUAGCAAUCGUGGCUGUAGAUUUGUCUUGAAAGUUGAUAGGGACACAAAGGGAAGUUGCCCAGUGUCAAUGACACAUGAUUGACAUAGGUACCUUUCUAUAUUUGCUCACAGAUACAGGCUGGUGAGGUAGAUGGGUUGUUGUUGGUAAGGUAGCUAGCUAUUAGCUUUGUUACCGUGCUAAAAAUAACACUAAUUUCAAUUAGCAUUUGCUAGCCAUAUCCCAUAGCUAAACUGUUUGGACUUACUUCAAGACACACUUUUCAAGUCAAUGCAUAACGCUAACUUCAUAUAUUAAAUGGAUAGAUAGAUAAUUCACUUACUUAAGGUAUAAGUGAGAUAGACAUACUUAAAUGUAAUGCUCAACAGUCAUCCUGAUCAGUGUCACUAUGGUUUAAAUGAAUAAUUUACUUACUGUAAGUUUGGUAGAAUAUAUUGUGGGCAUUUGCAAAUGUACUAACUGCUGAAAUGGAUGGGAUUGGUCAAACUUUCUGCAAGAGCAGGUGGGAUUAGUCAAAAGUGUCUGUGGGAGUGGGUGGGAUUGGUGAGAAUUUCUUCAGGACCUGGCAGGAAUGGGAUUAAAAAACAGUCCUGCACACACCUCUAGUUCAAACUAGCUUCUAGCUUCUGACUCAAGCACGUGAUGGUUACAUGGCUGUAACCCUUCUAGUCUAUGAGGUAAUGGAGACUACCUCUGCUAUAAUGUGAAUUGAGGUGUAGGUGGGUAGUCCUUAUCGAUCCAGAGGUGGUGAACCAACAGGAGACAGCUCAUCCAGGGGUCCAAGAACUAGGGGUUUCGUGAAAGAGACAUGGAAACUAGGUGACAUAUGAUAUUGUCUGGGUAAUUGUAGUUAGUGGGCAUGGCAUUCCAGUGGAGGCUCAAAUAGAGUGAGCUGAGUGGCUGCAUAAGUGAGUGAGUUUUGUAUAUACUUAAAACUUGUAAGAAGCCCAUGGUAAGACCAUUCCACUGGGUGGUCUGCACAGAAAGUCUGAAGGAAUCUGACAAUUUCCUGGUUGGCCCUUUCUACUUUUGCUUGCAGAUGGUAAUCUGAGGUGAGACUAAUGGGCGCCCCCAACUUUUCUUGACUUUCAUACUAGGGAUGUGAACUGGGGCCCAUGUAGCAUGUCUGGGUGUGAGUCUCUUGGUGGUACCUUGAUCCAAUGUCAAAAAAACAAACAAACAAAAAAAAAACUGGUCAUGAGACCAUACAACUAUUCUUCCACUAUUCCAAAUGGCUGUAGCCCAAACUAGCCUUGCUUGUGAGCAAUAAGAUGAAAAGGGCAUUAUGAAAUAUGAUGCUUUCAGAGGAGAAAUACGGCAAAUAUUGCAAAAAACCCUUACACUUGCAUGGGCAUAUUUAUCAGGUGGCAUAGAGAGCUGCAGGAGAUAACCCUAGCAGCUGGAGAAAAUUAGACAAUUUAGAGAGCUGUUGUUGUACAGUAUAAUAAAGAGCUGUUUUUGUUGCUCUCCAGCAACCUGCCUCAUCUUAGAUAUGCCCUGUUUCAACUCAUCAUGCUGCAUGCAUGGUAAUGAUGAAGGAUUCUGUCAUGACUACCCACACAUUUUAUUAAUAAAAAAACAAGUACAGUGAUCAAAACCAUAGGGCAAGGCAUAAUGAAAAACUGGAAAGUGGCAAAAGGUCAGGCAAUGUAAAAACAGUGUUAACCAUGGAAAAAUCCAUGGGCAAAAUACAAAACUAAAGUCCAACAGUAGAAUAUACCGGUACAAGCAAUAAGAGUCAGUGAUGUCACAAGUGCUGGUGUGGGACUUCACAAAUGGUGAAUGCACUCUUUAUACAGAGAAAUAGCUGGGACACUUGAACCUUGGAUGGUUAACAUCAUAUUUAAGCACAGCUGAUUAACAUUAUGAUGCAAUCACUAUACAAAAAUACCAUGCAAUAUCAAUUAACAUUAUUUUGUGCAAUAACAUUUUUGCACAGUACUUGCACUGUAAUAGUUUUCAUAAAAGUUUACUGAAGUCAUUAUUAUGAUUCCAUAUUUUUUCAUCCCAAAUAUUAAAUAAAUGCUCCCUUAGUUUGUUUAAUUGUAUUUUAUUGGCUACCCGCUGCUAUGGUGAGAAACAUAUUUAACCAAUCAGUAUCAUGCAUUUUCCCCAUUUCUGUUUGAAAGCCAGCUAACUACACUCUUAGCCCAGGAAUAUCUAGGUGAUGGCCAGUAAAGAUAAAGAAUGGUGGAUCUGGUUUUAUAAGAUAAAAUGUCAUUCCACAUUCCUCUGAUUGGUUGAAGGUGAGCGUAAUCAAAAGUCUGGCAACCUUGUCUGUGAAUAGAUUGAUUAACAGUCUUGACAAUACCGUUAGCCAGGAAUUGUGUAAAGUGUAGUGUUUACUUUGCUGCUGUUUGCUCUGCUCUGCUGUCUCUGAGGCAGACAUGGUUGCUGACCUGACAGUCCCAUCUUUGAAGGUCUAUAUUACUUUAUAAUAGAAUAAAUUGUUAUUUUUCAUGUACUUUUUGGAUCAGCCUAACAGCACUGCUGAAAAGUGGAUCAUUCUCGAAGCAGCUGGUGUUCCACGUCAACUAAAAUUCUCAACCUCUGUCAGGGUCACAUAAACACA